Molecule: messenger RNA, 1770 nt
Organism: Drosophila suzukii
Lineage: Eukaryota; Metazoa; Arthropoda; Insecta; Diptera; Drosophilidae
Source: RefSeq, a predicted model, not a curated record
GAACGCACACAUUCCCAUCACCCAGUUCUUACUCACUAACUGGCAGUGCGGUGACGUUUUUUCGGAUCGGCUCUCACCGAAAAUCGAAGCAAAUCUCGGCCGAAUCCUUCAUCAGUAGAUAAAUAUGGUGAUAUUCGGGUGCUCGCAGUGCGACUGCUUGGCGGUCAAGUGGAAUGCGUUCGAUUAGGCCGUCCGCCGCUCAGUUGUCGGUUUAAAAUUGCAAAUUUAGUUACGACUUGUCCUCCGACCUGUGCUGAUCGACGGCUCCGGCGCAAUUGAAUCCAAGAACUGUGACCACGGGAACUACGGAAAUGUUUAAAUUACUUAUCGUCGGUUGCCUGACUGUGUUGGUGGCGCUGGGUGCCUCUGCUUUCGAGGAGCACCCCCACUUCUGCAUCGAAACGGAACCGCUGCUCCUGUCGGAGAUCGAUCGACGCAUAGUCAUGCCCAGCGAGAAGGACCAGCAGUGCCACAUUAAGGCCACUACGUUGACCCUGAAGGAGAAGGCGAGUCUCGUGGACACCCUGUGCACGGAUCACGGCUCCACGACGGUCAAGCGGGACAACCACCACUUCCUGCGGCUGCACAACGGGGAGCUGAGUGGACGCGGUGUCCAGGCGGAGGUGUGUGCCAAUGAAGCGGAUUCGGUCCUGGCCUGGGUGCCCUACCACACGGUGCUCAAGAACUACGCCGCCGAGCUGAAUCCCAAGGAGCGGCUGACCUACAUAGCCAAGGCCACCAAUGUGGAACGCGAGAAGACGGAGCUCUGCCACUUCCGCCACACGGAUCUGGUCAAUGCGGUGUCCGACAAUCUCUUCACCUGCGUGGUCAUGAUCUUCGGCGAUAACUUUUACGGUCUGGAGGACAACAUCAAUGUGCUGGUCGAGCUGCAACCGCUGAUGUACCAGCUGCGGAACAUCACCUACCUGCCGUGGCGCAAUGUGACCAACAGCUACAAGAUGCACUUGGGCGACAGCGUGCUCCGGAAUCCCAGUGGGGAGAGGAAGCCAAUCUACGGCAGCUUGAACUACGCCUUUGUGGAGAAGAUCCUGGUCAACAUGAGCAGUGUGUAUCAGGAUAAGAGCCUGGCCAGGCUGCCCCUGCUCUUCGAGCACCGUUCCUCUGUCCUGGAGUUAGAUGCGGAUGGAGUAGGCGGCCUGGAUGUGGCGGAGAAGGCCUACUUCGGACGCAGCAUGGAUCCCAGGAGCGAGGUGCGGGUCCAGGUGAUUGGGCAGUGGGUGGACCAGCAUCGGGAAUUUGGCGCCGAUAUAUACGAGUACUAUGGCCAUGGACUGAGGCGCUUCAGGCAAGCUCUUUUGGGAGCUAGGCUCAUCUUCGUCAGGAUCGACAACACGGAGCCGGUUUUCAUGGCCCCAGAAUCGAGUAAUCUGGCCAAGGCCUCGCUCUUCCGGGAGCAGAAGGCCGGCCAGCUGAAGGAGGAUCCAUCGGGCAACUUAACCGAGUGGGAGAACGCCCAGGAGGAGGCGGAUUCCGAUGGUUACUACGGCUGGUUUGUGGUCACCUCCCUGCUCCUGGCCCUCGUCGUCAUCCUGGGCAUUUAUCUGGUGGUGCGCACCCACAGCAGGCGGCACAAGCAGCGCCAGAGGUACGAAGUGGCCAACACGAAUGUGGCUCCACCAGCCUAAAAAAUUAAAUAUUAGCCUUUAGUUUUGUAUUCCGAAAAAGCACCAGGAUCAACAGGUGUUCUACUCCGAAAUGUCAGUUUAAUUAAACGAGUUGGCAGCGCUAACGCCAAAUCCUUUAAUUUUA